AUGAUUAACGCGAAUUAUCCAUCGUUCAUACGGUUUCACGAUUGGAAAAAUUGUUUCGCAUACGUUAAAAACACUGCAUCACAUGAAGGGACAUUGGAAUCUUUGGAAAAGGUCUGUUCUGGAUUCAGAUCGCAUGACUGGAGCUCUUCGCUAGGAUAUUUCCGAGUUCGAUGUUGCGGAAAACCACAGCGCUACUUGUAUGUGCAGGUUUUCGGGAGCCUCCCUUUCACGCAUAUAUUCGUGAACAGAAAUCUUGCUACUCUGGCGAAUUUUGAUACCAAUGUAGAGGUUAUUUUGGAACCAAUCAACCCUACAGUUUGUACUUCUCUGGAAAUUGUUCCAGUUUCUGAGCAGGACUACGAAAUCCUCGUAAGUGGCAAGUAG
Molecule: messenger RNA, 384 nt
Organism: Cooperia oncophora
Lineage: Eukaryota; Metazoa; Nematoda; Chromadorea; Rhabditida; Trichostrongylidae
Source: the annotation of a GenBank genome assembly